AUGUCUGGGUUUUAUGAGAACCAGGAGAUUGUUCUCCCCACGUUUAGAUCAGUCGAAGACUCCGAUGUCCACCCACUUGACGUGGGAAACACCAUGAAGCAAUAUCUGGAGGCCACGGCUCCAUUUCGACAGUCUGAUUACUUAUUUGUCCUUUCACAGAAGAAUAAGAGAAUGUGGGCCUCACCUAGGUCCAUUGCUGCUUGGAUCAUUCAGGCCAUCCAGUGGGCUUACAAAGAGAAGGGCUUGGCACCUCCGGAGGCAGUGACUGCGCACUCAACCAGAAGUGUCAAUACAUCCUGGGAAGCCUUUACAGCAUGUUGCUCUCGAGGAUCAUCAUCACAGAAAAGAAACGGAUAUUUCAAAAUGUACAGUAACCACACUUUAGUAAAAAGUUUUAUUCUCUUAGGUUUCUCUCUUGACAGAAGCACUCAGUUGUUUUUAUUUGUCUUUUUUCUAAGUAUUUACUCUAUGACUUUAAUGUCCAACCUGCUAAUAAUAACCCUGGUGACAUUCCAGAGAUCACUUCACAAACCAAUGUAUUUUUUCAUUGGAAAUUUCUCUUUCCUUGAAGUGUGGUACACAACAGUUACUGUCCCCAAAAUGCUAACAGGCUUAGGCACGGGAAAUAAAACUAUCUCCACCAGGGACUGCAUUUCCCAGUUCUACUUUCUGUUCUUCCUCGGAGCCACACAACAUUUUCUAUUGACCAUAAUGGCCUAUGAUCGAUUCUUGGCCAUCUGUUACCCACUACGUUACACCACCUUAAUGAGUAGAUCUAUCUGUGGAAAACUUGCAGCUAUGUCUUGGUUUGCUGGCUGCUUAUCCAUCUCUCUGCCCGCUGUUAUGAUGACACGGUUAGUGUUCUGUGGUCCAAACACAAUAGACCAUUUCUUCUGUGACUUCAGUCCUCUACUUCAGUUGUCCUGUACAGACACUUGGCUGAAUGAGAUAAUCUUUUCUGCAGUAGCUUGGGCGGUUAUUCUUGGAUGUUUCACCUUCACAUGUAUGUCCUAUGUUUCUGUGAUCAUUACUAUCUUAAGGAUACCAUCUUCUCUUGGCCGCCAAAAGGCAUUUUCCACUUGUGCAUCUCAUCUUGCCGUUGUUGGCAUAUUUUUUGGGACAGUUAUUUUUAUGUAUAUACGUCCAAAAGCAAAAAAAUCUUCCCCAGUUGACAAAGUAGUGUCUGUAUUUUAUUCUGUUAUUGUUCCCCUUCUCAACCCUAUGAUCUACAGCCUGCGAAACAAAGAAAUUAAAAAUGCACUGGUUAGAGCUAUAUCCAAGUUAAAAGGAAUAUAACUGCCAUAUGCCAUUUUUUACAUGAAA
Rana temporaria (common frog) is the source of this 1323-nucleotide messenger RNA. RefSeq names its product olfactory receptor 6C74-like. NCBI's taxonomy places the organism in Eukaryota, Metazoa, Chordata, Amphibia, Anura, Ranidae. The coding region runs from base 1 to 1296 and encodes 431 amino acids. The transcript is spliced from 2 exons. Gene Ontology annotation, molecular function: G protein-coupled receptor activity; olfactory receptor activity. The record is from RefSeq and is a predicted model, not a curated record. Gene Ontology annotation, biological process: G protein-coupled receptor signaling pathway. Gene Ontology annotation, cellular component: membrane.